This is a messenger RNA of Suillus subalutaceus, 654 nucleotides long. RefSeq lists its product as uncharacterized. Lineage: Eukaryota; Fungi; Basidiomycota; Agaricomycetes; Boletales; Suillaceae. The transcript has 2 exons. The record is from RefSeq and is a predicted model, not a curated record. The coding region runs from base 1 to 654 and encodes 217 amino acids.
AUGGACUAUGAGGAUCAACAAUGUCAUCUUCAGCAUGACCAUAGCACCCUCAGUGUUCAUGCAACCGACCUGCAGCUUGCGAAGUUCCAGGAACGUAGCAAUGCAUUGCAGCGCAAGAUUGCUCAAUGGUGUAUGAUCCAGCUACUGUACUUCCCCUCUGUAGCUUGUCUUCGAUCCUCCGACAUCAAGUCUAGUAUAGAUUCUACCCAGGAGGAGAAACCCACCAAUAUUAACCUGUGGUUGCCAUCACAGAUCAGGCGUGAGACACUGCUUCCAUGCAAUGACAGUCUCUCCAAAUAUGAGUGGGAUUUACAGCGUGCUCAGGCCUUUGAUGCCCUCGAUGAUCUCUGCCGGCACCUCUGCCUUCAAACACAUCUAUACAAGUUCAAGGAUGCUCAAAUUUGCAGUCAGCGGGCAAAUACACAUGCAGGCAUUAUCAUUAAGAACGUCGAAAUCAACGUAUCCGUGGCUGCUGAGCGCUAUCACAGAGCCUGGAACACAUUAAGUGCUCUUGCACCUUCCCUAGCCAGGGACGCAUGGACGACAGAGCUGCCAAAGUUAGAGGAAGGGGACAUCCGAGGGAUGGGAGACAGCACUGUGACAAUCAUACCAGUGCUAGGCGCAUAUGAGUGUUACAGGCAUAUUUUGCCUUAG